ACGCCUAACGGGAUUUAGUAGGACCUAGCAGUAAACUUCCGGUGUAAACAAAAAUAAAUUUUAAAAAUAAUUUGUAUUUAAAGUCAAACUGUCAACGCCAUCUUAAGGUAGAAAAAAAUGGAGCCAAUGGAUACUGAAAACAAUGAUGAACAGAAUAUUGACCCUGAUGAUUUGGAAUGGAAAGUGUUCACAAAGGGUGAGACCGAGGAACCAUUUCAUUCCUGGUUACAGUGUAAUAUGCCUUCUAUUGUAAGCAAGGAUGAUGGUUUUGGAUGGGUAUGUGUUAGGCGUGAACCAACACAAGGAUGGGCUGAUGAGCCAGAUCUAGGUGGCUUGUCUGAGUCUUGGGAGCAGUUGUUAUCAUCAGGUAGACCUGUAAACUUCCAUAAUAUCAGGGAACUUGCAUUAAAUCAUAAUGUUAAGAGUGGAAAAUGGCUGUUCUUUGCUGAUUCAGGAGGAAAAGUGGAUCACCUUUGGAGUAUCGUUGCAAAUGCUGUCAUAAAUGAUACAUCACCAUGUAACUCUGCUAAAGUGUCAACAUUUGAUCAUUCAAACAGGCAUGUUAUUUGUAUAUACAAUAAUGAUUUCAAUGAUCAUGAACAGGUACUAAAUGCUGAACAAGCUAUCCGGAAUAUGGGAAUAAAGUGUAAAAUGACAUACAAACCAGAUGUGUAUACUUGCCUUAACAUUUAUAGGAGAAACGUGUGGGGUAUUCCUGCUAAUAUUAUGUCAAGUGACUAUGAUUUAUUAACAGGAAAAUCAUUGAUUAAAUCUAUAAGGUGACAAGACUAGUGUGGAAAACCUUUUAAGCUUUGUACCACAUAUCAACUUGAAGUAUUUAUGUAUUAUCUAUGAGUGUGCUAGAUGUCAUCAUGAUAGGUCAAUGCCACAGCUCAGUAUAGAGAACGAUAAAGACUUUUAACUAUAAAAAAUUAAUGCACAAUUCAAAAUGUUUUUUUUAGCUAGACCUUUUUUUCUAAGAAAAAGAAAAUAGAGGUAUUGUUACAUGUUAGUGGCUAUCUGUCAUCUGUCCAUUGCCCGUUCUGUGUGUAUAACUGUUUCCACUUACAUCCCCUCACACACCAUAAGGCCUUUUGAUGAUAGCAAAUUUGUUCUUUGCUUGUAACUUUACAAAAAGUAGUUCAAAUGGUGAAUAGAGUUUAUUGUCUAUCUGAGUAAAGGAAGCUAGAAAUAGAAAUCUUUCCAAAACUGCUAGAGCAAGAGCUUAUAUUUUUAGCUCACCUGAGCAUGCUCAGGAUGAGCAUUUAGGAUCGAUGAUUGUCCGUCAUCCGUUCACAUUUAGUUGUUAACACUCCAGCGGUCGCAUUUUUGCCUCAAUCAUCAUCAAACUUGGUCAGGAUGCUUAUCUAGUCGAUAGCUCGGAUGAGUUCGAACAUGGGUCAUCUCGGAUGAGAAACUAGGUCACUGGAGCUAAAAAUAGAAAAACCUUGUUUACACUCUAGCGGUCACAUUUUUGCAUCAAUCAUCAUCAAACUUGAUCAAGAUGUUUGUCUAGGUAAUAGCUCAGAUGAGUUUGAACAUGGGUCAUCUCGGAUGAAAAACUAGGUCACAGGAGCUAAAAAUAGAAAAACCUUGUUAACACUCUAGUGGUCACAAUUUUGACUCAAUUGUCAUCAAACUUGGUCAGGAAACUUGUCUAGGUCAUUGCUGGGAAUAAAUCGAACAUGGGUCAUCUUGGAUGAAAAAUUAGGUCAAAGGAGCUAAAAAUAGAAAAAUCUUGUUAACACUCUAGUGGCUACUGUUGUGAUCAAAAUAUUCUGUUAAUUGGUCUGAAAGUUUGUUUUGAUGAUUUCUAAGUCAAGAUCGAACAUGGGUCAUCUUGGAUGAAAAACUAGGUCACACCGCCCAAAUAUGGGAAAACCUUGUUAACAUUCUAGUGGUCACAUUUUCGACUCAAUUAUCAUCAAACUUGGUCAGGAUGCUUGUCUAGCCUUGGAUGAGUUCGAAUCGCAUGUGAAACUAGGUCACUGGAGCUAAAAAUAGAAAAAUCUUGUUAACACUCUAGUUGCUACUGUUUUGAUCCAAGUAUCCUGGAAAUUGGUCUGAAAGUUUGUUUUGAUGAUUUCUAGGUCAAGUUUGAAUAUGUGUCACCUGGGUAAAAAACUAGGUCGCACUGCUCAAAUAUGGAUAAUCCUUGUUAACAUUGUAGUGGUCACAUUUUUGACUCACCUGUCAUGAGACUUGGUCAGAAUGCUUGUCUAGGUAAUUGUUUGGAUGAGUUUGAUAAGUCAGGUGAGCGAUCUAGAGCCAUCAUGGCCCUCUUGUUUAAUGAAACAUUGUUAUGUUAACUUCUACAAAGUCUGGUCUUGUUCAGAAAUCUUCUUCAAAAUUGCUUGACUUAGAACCUAGAUAUUUGUUACAUUUGCAUGUAAUGUUAUCAAGUAAGCGUUUAAUAAGUUUGUUCAAAUUACUAAACAUAGUGUUCAUGUGAUUUUACAAAACCCUCUAUUCAUAGAGACAAUGUCAAAGAGCUAAUACUUUUUCUUGUGGGCAUCUUAAUAUCACAGACUCACAGGUUUAAAUUAGUGACUCUAUGUGUAUUAGGGUCAUAUUAAAGAGGAAAUUAUGUAUAGAAAAAAUAUUCUUUGAAACUUAAAACUUAAAUAUGUGGUAUACAAGCCAAUAUUUGCAAGUAUAUUUCAGCCAAGUUUUUUCAAAUACUGUUCCAAAAGGUGUAAACUAGCUCCACACCAGGUGUCACUUUUUUUUACUUUAGGGACUAUUCACUGUUUUUAUGGAAUGGCAUUAACACAUCACAUUAAAGGCUCACUAUUAAUAACAUAUGUGCUGAGUUUGCAGUUUUCUAAAUUCAGAAUUUAACCAUAUCUAUAUCAAAUGUUGAAUUCAGCUUAUAAAUUAAUUUUGUUUCCAUAAUUCUAUGGUCAAUUUUCAAUAGAGUUAUAACGUAGAAUGUUUUUGUUAUUUAACACACCUGAAAUCUGUGUGUAAACAUAUUAGAAUGUUCUGGAACAAGAUACUAUGCUGUUAAACCAUUUAGCAAUGAUUUUGUGCAUGUGCCAUUGGCUGAUUGAAAAGAAAUAUAUCGACAUAUUUAUUUCAUACAUGCAUUUUGGAAUAGGUUUUUCCAAAAUUCAAAUUAAAUUAAAGUUUUGUAAACUGCAGGCAGCAGAGAUACAGAUUUAUACACUCUAAGCCA
This is a messenger RNA of Ruditapes philippinarum (Manila clam), 3178 nucleotides long. Its product is annotated as UPF0696 protein C11orf68 homolog. The record is from RefSeq and is a predicted model, not a curated record. NCBI's taxonomy places the organism in Eukaryota, Metazoa, Mollusca, Bivalvia, Venerida, Veneridae. The coding region runs from base 118 to 783 and encodes 221 amino acids. The transcript is spliced from 3 exons.